GUCCGAUUCUGCUUCUGAAGUCAUACCCCCUUGUUAUUCCACUCUUUUAGACUCGAAAUCCGUUUUUUUUUCAUGUAUCUAUGCCCCAAAUAGGUCCUUUCCAAUAUUCACCCUUCUCGCCCCAAUUGGCCGAGUUUUGGUGAAUGUCGCAUUCACCUCAUCGCAAACACAUCACACAUGAUUUAUAGAAUCAUCGGCAACAUCUACUUGUCAUCCUUUGAAGGACUUGCCGACACAGAUCUCCAGGCACACCGAAUCUCUCAUGUACUUUCGGUGGUCCCGGGGCCCCUUCCAAAAGCUAUACAUUCAUAUACUCGCCUUCAGCUCCCCAUCAAUGAUGAUUUGACCUCAAACAUUUUGGCAAUUUUGCCCGAAUCCUUUGAUUUCAUCAACAACUGCUUGUACAACACGACCGGAUCUGCCUCCAUAAGCCCUAGAUUUCCCCAUAAAGGCGCCAUUUUAAUCCACUGUCACGAAGGAUUGAGUCGAGCCCCCACCGUAGUGGUGUGCUAUUUGAUUAAAUUCUAUAAGCUAUCGAUGAAACAAGCCAUAUAUGCUAUACAAAGAAAACUUGAAGAUAAAAUAAACAUCAACGAGUCAUUUCUAAAACAAAUCGAGGUGUUUGAGUCCUGCAAAGGUGACUUGACCAGUGAUGCUUACAGAGACUUUUUGAUUGAGUUCAACAAAGGUGAUUCCAAAGAAGCAUUAAACCAAUUCCAUACUCAGAACGAUUCAGAUUCAAAGCAGAUAGAGGAGGAGGAACCUUCCGGAGUAUUAAGGUGUAAAAUCUGCCGGGAGAUUCUUGCCAAAUCAACUCAGAUAUUGCCUCACGUUAAGCCUGACGAAUCUUCUCGGCAUGCGACGUUCCACAAGAAGAUGGGCAAUCACAUCCAUUCAAGUUUCGAGGCUUCGGCGGACUGCUCCCAUUACUUCUUGAAAGAUCCAUUGAAGUGGAUGAAAUUGCCUAAAGAAGAGCUUGAAGGAAAAUUUCACUGUGUCAAAUGUCAAAGUAAAUUGGGAGGAUAUAGUUGGAAAGGCUCUAGGUGUAGCUGUGGUUCAUGGGUGAUCCCGUCUUUUCAUUUACUGACGUCGAAAGUCGAUUACAUCAAACUUGCACCAGUGGAUAAACAAAAGGUAUAGGGAGUUAUUGCAUAUUCAUAUAGUACUCUGUUGUAUUGUCAUAUCAUAUUCAGCAUUCUUCAACUCAGGUCGUCUAGUAUCAUAUCCUCUUCAUUGUCUUGCUCUGCUCUCAUCACUAGCGUGGGAAAUGGUGUGUUGAUUGUACCGGUGGUGGGACUGGAACUCUCGUGUGGCAUACGGAUGGGAGAAACAGUAUUCACCGGUUCUACUAUACUAGUGCCCAAAGAGUGGUCGUUUUGAUAUUCCACCUCUUCCGCCAUGAAUCCUUCAUCUUCAUCGUUUAGAGCAUCAAUGACAUCGUUGUUGUCUCCAUCACUGUCGAAAUUAGGUACUUGGUUAUCCAAAUCCACCUCCACAUUAAGGUUCUGUUCCACAAGAUCGUUUUCCAAUGUAUUGGUCACGUUGGUCUCCACCACCAAGUUGUUUUCAUGAUCUAUUUGCUCCAUAGUCUUGUUGAUCCCUAUAGGUUUAAGGCUAUUGUAUCCAUAGUAUUUGGUAGAAUUGAGCUUGUUGAGCUUCAUUUGUGUAGCUAAUGACAAUGAGCUCAUCUGCCGAUAUUUGGAUAUUCCAGGGUAUUCUGCUGGAUAAGCGUUUAGUGGCAGUUGGUAGAACUCCGAUUUCUGCUCACUCCAUAACUCAUAACAGCUGUUGAUAUUGAAACUGGGAGAAUACAUAGUUAUACAAUUU
Molecule: messenger RNA, 1827 nt
Organism: Yamadazyma tenuis ATCC 10573
Lineage: Eukaryota; Fungi; Ascomycota; Pichiomycetes; Serinales; Debaryomycetaceae
Gene: YVH1
Product: tyrosine protein phosphatase
Biological process (GO): protein dephosphorylation
Cellular component (GO): nucleus
Molecular function (GO): protein tyrosine/serine/threonine phosphatase activity
Source: RefSeq, a predicted model, not a curated record